Messenger RNA from Syngnathus acus (greater pipefish), 1598 nucleotides. It is a transcript of the gene tm6sf2b, whose product is annotated as transmembrane 6 superfamily member 2. The transcript has 10 exons. Gene Ontology annotation, cellular component: endoplasmic reticulum membrane; endoplasmic reticulum-Golgi intermediate compartment membrane. Gene Ontology annotation, biological process: regulation of lipid metabolic process; lipid homeostasis. The coding region runs from base 302 to 1447 and encodes 381 amino acids. Lineage: Eukaryota; Metazoa; Chordata; Actinopteri; Syngnathiformes; Syngnathidae. The record is from RefSeq and is a predicted model, not a curated record.
CAAAUUUCUGACCGGAUCAAAAUUGCACAAGCUCCCCAAAGCCUCUUUUUGUCUUCUGUUCUGGUUCUCCCGUGAAGGCCAAGCCAGGCUGAAGUUUCAUUAAUCCUCGACAAGAGCAACCACGCGGUAAGAGCCUACAGGGUUUGAAUUUUUUUGUUCUAUAAAUACACACAAAUGGAUUGGCAUUGUUGUCAAAUUGGUCAAGUCUUUUGUCUUUCUAUCGACCUCGCACAGUUUAUUUCCACACCGCCGCGGGUUCUGCCUGGGAGUCAAGGCCGUGUAGCUUUUUGAACCUGAAGCAAUGGAGACGCUUGUCUUUCUGUUUUCCUUUUCCGCCCUGGGCAUUCUGUACUGCAUGAACGCCGUUCCUGCGCUCCAAGAGCCAUAUGUGAUUCUGGUGAUCGGCAUUGCCGUGUUGGUUCUGGUCUUCAUCUUUUACCUUCUCAUCACUCGUGGGAACCCGCCCAAAGAUGUUCUGUUCUUUGUUUUUGCUGAGUUUUCCUUCACGUGCAUUAUUGACUUGACCAGUGCCUUGGAGUACGAUGGUGUCAUCUCCGGCUUUAUGGAAUUCUAUCGUAAGACCGGGGAGCCUUACCUGGGCACGGCUUAUGCCAUCAUGAUGUGUUACUGGGACGGAAUCGCUCAUUUUAUCAUGUACCUCGUCAUGAUUGGGAGAAUCGUGGACAGAAAAGGCUACCGCACACUGGGCCUGUUCUGGGCCGGCUCCCUAUGCGCCAACAUGAGCGUGUUCAUCACCGGCAUUGUGGCAGGGAAGUACGGCGCCGAGAUUCGUCCGGCCUUCUGGCUCAACUUCCUAUUCCUGGCGAUGCCUGCGUGGGGGGCGGUCACACUCUUUGCUCGGCCCAAGGACAGGCCGUUGAUUGGUGGAUAUAAUGCUCAGCAGGCUCAGAGCAUGAAGCUCAUCUGGCGCCCGCUGGAUAUGAUGCUCGUGCUUCUCCUGCUGGCCGCCAUGGCCUUCACGGUGCUCCGAGGGCUGGUGGCGCUGGACUCCCCUCUAGGAGUAUGUUCCCUCUACGUGAAGCACUACGAGCCCUACUUGCGUGAUCCGGCGGGCUACCCGAGAGUGAUGAUGCUGCACCUGUUCUUCUACGGACUACCACUGCUGGCAGCGUUUGUUUACGGUCUCCUCAAGCCAGGCUGCACAUGGAUGCCUGACUGGACUGUGUACUUUUCAGGAGCAAUGAUCCAGUGCCAGUGGGCUCACAUCGGGGGGUCACUCCACAAUCACACAAAAACCCCGUUUCGCAUCCAGAAUGAUGUAUUCUGGCCCGUGCUGGCGGCCAAUGUGCUCUACGCCAUCACUCCCCUCCUGGUGGCUUUGCGUGUGCGGAGUAACCCUUAUUUCUUUCUGAGGGUCGCUCCCUUCCCUGGGCAAACAGGUCUGCCAAAUAGUGAGGAGAAAGAUACCAAGUACAAAAAUAAAUAGUGGGAUGACUUGAAUGCCAAAAUAAAUGCUUAUUUUCUACAUCUUGAAUGUCUCGUAUCAAUAAACAGAAUGUUUACCUCACCGUGUAGCGAGUUAGCUGGCUAGCUCGCUAACAACAAAUUCAUUAGCUAGAUAGCUAGCUAAAUAAAUA